AUGGUAAAUUGGAAUAAAUUUAUUCCUAAUGGUAAUCAAAAGACUAUAGAUCAUGGACCAUCUGAUGGAUCAAAUACAUCUAUAAAUUCAAAUUCAUCAACUUCACCAUUAAAUAAAACAGGAGAUACAAAAUUCCAUCAAGUUGAAAUUGAUGAAACUCCUGAACAAUAUAUUGAUAUAUCAGUUAAUUUAACACCAGAAGAAUUAGAAAAAAGAAAUAAUUCAUUAUCAUUUAAAAUUAAAAGAUUUCUUUGGGAUGGAACUGGCAAAAAUCCAAUUGAACAAUCAUAUUUAUUAAAACUCGAUUUUUUUCUUUUAUCAUCUUCAUGUUUAGGAUAUACUGCAAAAUAUUUAAAUCAAUCAAAUAUUACAACUUCUUACGUGAAUGGAAUGUCAGAAUAUUAUAACAUGAAUAAAAAUCAAUAUAAUUAUAUGGUAACGAUGUUUACAAUUGGUUAUAUUAUAUUUCAAAUUCCACUAAGCAUUCUCAUGCAUCGAGUAAAUGCAAGAUAUUAUUUUGGAUUUACAAUUAUGAUUGUUAGUUGUUUAACUUUGGCAAUGAUUGGUGUUAAAAAAGAUAACAUUAGCUCCUUGUAUGCUUUAAGAUUUCUUAUUGGAAGUGCUGAAAGUAAUUAUUUUAGUGGUACUGAAUAUAUUUUAGGAUCAAAUUAUGGAACAAACGAAUUGACCAAACGGAGUGCAUAUUUUUCAAUUGCAGCUGGAUUGGCAGGUAUCAUUACUCCACUUUUACAACAAGCUAUUAUUAAAACUUUCAAACAUUCUUCGUUGGAACCUUUUCAAAUUAUGUUCGUUUUUGAUUUCAUGAUUAGUUUUGUCAUUGGUUUAUAUACAUUAAUUGUCCAUCCUGGUAUACCUCAAGUAAAUAAGAAGGAUACAUUUUACUUCACAGAAAGAGACGUGUUAGUUGGCUUGGAAAGACGUAGGUUACUUAAAGCUCAAUUGAACACCAGACAACGCUAUACAUUACCUGCCAUCAAAAAGUUUUUCAAUAGUUGGCAUUUAUUUGUAUUUCCUAUACUAUUUCUUUGUUACAACAAUUCAUGUAACUCCAGCUCACAACCAACUUUCCAAUUGUUUUUGAAGUUGUAUUUGAAGAAACCAUCUAGCGUAUAUAAUACUUGGCCAGCAAUUCUGAGUGCAAUUGGGAUUGGGGUGACAAUUAUAUUUUCCUAUUUAAAUGAUUUUUUGGGAGGUAGAAAGAACUUUCAUUUUCUUAUAGCUGGGUUUAUUAUUUUCAUUAUAGGGUGCAGUUUACUUGCAAAAUGGAAUGUUCCAGUUGGAUUUCACUACUUUUUAUAUGUUUUGAUAGCUAUUCCUCCAGCAUUUAUGCAAAGUCAAAUUUUUUCCUGGAUAAAUAGAAAUCCAUUGUUGGUUCGAGAUGAUUUGAAAAGAAAUUUUGUGAUUGUGGUGACUAACACUCUAGCUUAUGUCACUUCAAUGGUUUCGAUAGCUGUUUGGAACACUAAAUAUCAACCGGAAUAUUUCAUUGGCUUUACAUACACUGCUUGUUUGUCUGCUUUGGGUUUAAUAGUUACCUGUUUGGUUCAUUAUUUAACUAAAAAGGAUGAACAGAAAGCAAAAUUGCAGGAUGCUUCUAAAGAAACAUCUUCAAUUGAAAGUAUCUAG
Messenger RNA from Lodderomyces jiufengensis, 1647 nucleotides. RefSeq lists its product as uncharacterized. The transcript has a single exon. Gene Ontology annotation, cellular component: membrane. Gene Ontology annotation, biological process: transmembrane transport. The record is from RefSeq and is a predicted model, not a curated record. The coding region runs from base 1 to 1647 and encodes 548 amino acids. Gene Ontology annotation, molecular function: transmembrane transporter activity. Lineage: Eukaryota; Fungi; Ascomycota; Pichiomycetes; Serinales; Debaryomycetaceae.